Nematolebias whitei (Rio pearlfish) is the source of this 2495-nucleotide messenger RNA. It is a transcript of the gene gnl3, whose product is annotated as guanine nucleotide binding protein-like 3 (nucleolar). The transcript is spliced from 15 exons. Gene Ontology annotation, molecular function: GTP binding. Gene Ontology annotation, cellular component: nucleolus. The record is from RefSeq and is a predicted model, not a curated record. Bases 88 to 1722 code for a protein of 544 amino acids. NCBI's taxonomy places the organism in Eukaryota, Metazoa, Chordata, Actinopteri, Cyprinodontiformes, Rivulidae.
ACGCAACUUCCUGACGGAAACGGAAACUUGUACCAUUCUCCACGUGCGGUAGCAUUUCAGCCACAUUGGCGUGUUCUAGGCUGUACGAUGAGACGACCAAAGUUAAAGAAAGCCAGCAAGCGGGUCUCCUGUGCCAAACGGUACAAAAUACAGAAGAAGGUCCGGGAGCAUAACAAAAAGCUAAAGAAAGAAGCUAAGAAGAAAGGAGUUCAGAAACGAGUGAAGAAGGACCCGGGAGUGCCCAACAGUGCUCCUUUUAAGGAGGAGGUCCUCAGAGAGGCCGAGCAAAGGAGGCUACAGCUUGAAGAAGAAAAUGAGAGAAAACGACAAGCCAAAAAGGAGGAACGAGCCCAGAAGAGGAAACAAGAGAAGGAGGCUGCAACUAAAGAGACAGAACCUAAAGCCAAGAAGACCCGAAAGGAUAAAACAGGAGAUAAACCAACGGCCCCAAACAAAAACUCUAAACAGUUCCUUUGUGCUCAACUAAACAAGGUUAUCGAUGCGUCCGAUGUUGUAAUAGAAGUCCUCGACGCUCGAGACCCGCUGGGAAGCCGGUGUCCACAGCUAGAGGAGGCCGUGCUGCUGGGGGGAGGCAACAAGAAAUUACUUCUGGUUUUAAACAAAAUUGAUCUGGUACCUAAAGAAACGGUGGAGACAUGGAUGGAGUGUUUACAAAAGGAGCUUCCAGUUGUGGCGUUCAAAGCAUCAUCACGGAUCCAAGACAAGACGGAGGGAGCCAAAAAGAGAAGAAUAGUCCCCUCAAAUGAAGUCCUGGACAAGUCCAGGGGAGCAGCCAGCCUGGGGGGUGUUCGUCUCUCAGAGUUGCUGACAAGUUAUGCUGCGAAGACGCAAAACGAAGCUGCGCUCAAAGUUGGCGUAGUCGGUUUCCCCAACGUUGGGAAGAGCAGCCUCAUUAACAGCUUGAAGGGAAUGCUCGUGUGCCAUCUUGGGGCUAGCAGAGGAACCACAAAAACUAUGCAGGAAGUGCACCUCUCCAAACAAGUGAAGUUGAUCGACAGCCCAGGAGUGGUGGCCUCGUCGUCCAACCCCCAAGUCUCUCUGACUCUGAGGAGCUUGCAGGUGGAGGAGGGUCACCUGAGCGUGCUGGAUGCUGCCAGGACUCUGCUUAAACAGUGCGAUCAGAGCCAGAUCAUGCUUCAGUACAACGUCCCCGACUUCAGAAACUCCCUGGAGUUCCUGACCCUGUUCGCUAAGAAACGUGGGUACCUGCAGAAGGGUGGAGUUCCCAACACGGAGCAAGCAGCCGUUACGUUUCUCUCCGAUUGGACGGGAGCCAAACUAAGUUACCACUGUCGGGUGCCGCCCAACUACAGCCCCCCUCCCUACAUGUCUGACGCCGUGGUCACGGAGAUGCGUGCAGGCUGGGAUCUGAACAAAGUCAAGUUAGGAAACGUGGAAACACUAAAAGGUUUUAAAUUUCCACACCAGGCCAGCAGCAUACACUUCACGUCCAAAGGGCCGACGGCAGGUUUGCUGAGCGCGUCUGAAGAAACGGCUGCGACAGAGGACGAGGUGCAGCAGAACGAGAACAUCGAGCCUCAACAAACCGAGGACUCGUGUGAGGUAGAACUCAAGAAACCCCAUAAAACAUCCCAUAAAGAAAAUCCCAACAAGGUGAAAUUUCAGUCUUUCCCCAUCGACAUCAGCCUCUCUACAGUUACCACAGAUGAUGCUUAUGACUUCAACACGGAUUUUAAAUGAGCUCUUCCUUCACUCUCAUUUAAUUUAAAUAAAAGGUGUUUUUCCAUUACAUUGGAGCAGUUAGGGAUCAAGAUUUUCCCUAUUUUAAGUUGCAUCUAGUACAAUAUACGUAAUAUUAGUACCUUGUGUUGCUGUUUUAUCAGUUGAAGUCCCAAACGAGACAGACUGAUAGGAUGAUACAGAAACAUACAUCAUCUAUGCAGCAGCAUCUUCCACACAAAAUGAUGUUUUGUAAAACAAUGUCUUUUUUUUUAUUGUGCAAACACGUAUAUGAUGCUAAAUUAUUAAGCAGAGUUUUUAUACUCAGACUGGCAGUAUUUGGGGUCAUAAGCCUUUGCUGCAGUUUUGUUGAAGCUGAAACAUUUGGGAACUGCUGCCUCAGUCAGUAAUCUGAUUAUUAAACUUCUGUACUGGAAGUCUUUGUGUCACAGCUUCAGUGUUUAUUGUAUUUGCAGCAUCAAAUAUAAUUGAGCGACAGGCAGCUGACCUUGCCUGUGGUGUUGGGUACUUUCUGCUGAGGAUGUAGAACCGUGCUCUCGUGUAAUGGAAACCUGCCAUUAGAUACAUGAAGAUGCAGAGUCACCAUCAGGAUACAUAUUUCAGUCUGCUGGUCCUGUUCAGUUCACAAGCCCCUGUAAACCUGAAGACCAUCGGACGAAACGCCUCGUACAGACUUCACUUUGAACAAUAUUCUGACAGCUGUUCUGGGGCAGUUCAUUCAUGACAGUUGUGUAAAUAUCCAUCGUCUACUUUUUAAAAAAAGAUGUUUGUCU